Molecule: messenger RNA, 4108 nt
Organism: Sorex fumeus (smoky shrew)
Lineage: Eukaryota; Metazoa; Chordata; Mammalia; Eulipotyphla; Soricidae
Gene: SLC20A2
Product: solute carrier family 20 member 2
Exons: 13
Coding region: 878-2824 (648 amino acids)
Biological process (GO): phosphate ion transmembrane transport
Cellular component (GO): membrane
Molecular function (GO): phosphate transmembrane transporter activity
Source: RefSeq, a predicted model, not a curated record
GGCUCGGUGGCGGCGACUCGGCUCGGGGCUCUUCCCCGGACGCAGGGCCGGGCGCGCGGGAAGCGGCCCCGCGGCCCCCACGGCCUCUGCUCCGUCACUUCCUGCCGGCGCGGCGGCUUCCGGAUGGAACCAGGCGCCAGUGGAAUCCGGACCGUCCUUCCAACUUGUUUUGAGCGAUAGAAAGGCUUCUUCAAUGCAAGUAAUCCUUCUUUGGUGGACAGAAAAAUGUAAAAUGGUUCCUUUGAUUUGUUGGCAUACAUGGACUGAUGAACUCUCCUUGAAGCUGUGUGGAAUUAGAUGAGGGCCUACAAACUCCAGCAAACUGAAGAAAAACAAAAGGCCCAGUUAGCUGACAGUAUUAUUUGGGGGGCCUUGGGCAACCACAGAAUUACUGAAUCAGAGUAACUUCGCAGAUAGGGGAAUACAUACAUCACCACUCCACUGUCCGGGAAUCCUGUCUGACGUUUGGCACAAACCUGGUUAGCAGCGGGGAGGACACACCCUCAGCAGGGGAUCUUAUCUUGGAAACAGCACACUCCGACUUCUAGGCUAUCUUUGAGUCUGAGAGCAAAUCCUCCUUUCUUUGUGUGCUCAGAAGAGACCAAAUAACCAGGAGAAGAUAUCACAGCUUUCCCAGAGUGGGAGGAAAAAUAUGGAAUGUCUUUCACCGCUGACUGAACAUAACCAAAUGAACUGUACUGACAGUAGUUUGAAAACCAGCAGUUAGCAGUUUGUUCAGGCUCUAACAUUGUCCAGCACUUCCCAGAGCAAACUCACUGUUUACAAGAACUCUCGGCCUUACGACGCUUAGAACCUCAAGCUUUGUUUAUUUAAAAUAUUUCUGCAAACGACAAGUACCUGGAGCCCACUUUCCAAAAUGGCCAUGGAUGAGUAUUUGUGGAUGGUCAUUUUGGGUUUUAUCAUAGCUUUUAUCUUGGCGUUUUCUGUGGGUGCAAAUGAUGUUGCCAAUUCAUUCGGGACUGCUGUGGGCUCUGGUGUGGUGACUUUGAGGCAGGCAUGCAUUUUGGCUUCAAUAUUUGAAACCACUGGCUCUGUAUUAUUGGGAGCCAAAGUAGGAGAGACCAUUCGAAAAGGUAUCAUUGAUGUGAACCUAUACAACAACACUGUAGAAACACUAAUGGCUGGGGAAGUUAGUGCAAUGGUUGGUUCAGCUGUUUGGCAGCUGAUUGCAUCCUUCCUGAGACUUCCCAUCUCAGGUACUCACUGCAUCGUCGGUUCCACCAUUGGAUUCUCACUUGUUGCCAUUGGUACCAAAGGUGUGCAGUGGAUGGAACUUGUCAAGAUUGUUGCCUCUUGGUUUAUAUCUCCACUGUUGUCUGGUUUCAUGUCUGGCGUGCUAUUUGUACUGAUCAGAAUUUUCAUCUUAAAAAAGGAGGACCCUGUUCCCAAUGGCCUCCGGGCACUUCCAGUGUUCUAUGCUGCUACAAUAGCCAUAAAUGUCUUUUCCAUCAUGUACACAGGAGCACCAGUGCUGGGCCUGGUGCUUCCCGUGUGGGCUAUAGCUCUCAUCUCCUUUGGAGUGGCACUACUGUUUGCCAUUUUUGUGUGGCUCUUUGUAUGUCCAUGGAUGCGAAGGAAAAUAACAGGUAAAUUGCAAAAAGAAGGUGCAUUAUCAAGAGCCUCUGAUGAAAGCCUCAAUAAAGUUCAGGAAGUUGAGUCCCCAGUGUUUAAGGAACUACCCGGUGCCAAGGGGAGCGAUGACAGCUCCGUCCCUCUAACGGGGGCAGCCGGGGAGGCCUUGGGGCCCGCAGAAGGCACCUCAGGAAACCACCCUCGGGCCUCCUACGGAAGGGCGCUUUCCAUGACCCAUGGCUCCGUCAAGUCACCCAUCUCCAAUGGCACAUUCGGCUUCGACAGCCACACUCGGAGUGACGGGCAUGUGUACCACACCGUGCACAAAGACUCGGGGCUCUACAAAGACCUGCUGCACAGGAUCCACACCGACCGGGGCCCCGAGCCCAUGCCCGAGAGCAGUGCCCGGCUGCUGCGGCGCAACAACAGCUACACCUGCUACACCGCUGCCAUCUGCGGGCUCCCGGUGCAUGGCGCCUGCCGGACCCCCGAUGCGGCUGCCGAGGACAGCGAGAAGCUGGUGGCCGACACCGUCUCCUACUCCAAGAAGAGACUCCGCUAUGACAGCUACUCCAGCUACUGCAACGCCGUGGCCGAGGCCGAGAUCGAGGCCGAAGAGGGGGGCGUGGAGAUGAAGCUGGCCUCUGAGCCCUCAGACCCCGAGCGGCCGCGCGAGGACCCCACGGAGGAGGAGAAGGAGGAGAAAGACACUGCCGAGGUCCACCUCCUGUUCCAUUUCCUGCAAGUCCUGACAGCCUGCUUCGGAUCCUUCGCUCAUGGAGGCAAUGAUGUGAGCAAUGCCAUCGGUCCCCUGGUAGCUCUGUGGCUGAUCUAUGAGCAUGGUGCUGUGCUGCAGGAGGCCGUCACUCCCGUCUGGCUGCUCUUCUAUGGAGGAGUUGGGAUCUGUACAGGUCUCUGGGUCUGGGGCAGAAGAGUCAUCCAGACCAUGGGGAAAGACCUCACUCCCAUCACUCCAUCAAGCGGCUUCACCAUUGAACUGGCUUCAGCUUUCACUGUGGUGAUGGCCUCCAACAUCGGACUUCCCGUCAGCACCACCCACUGCAAGGUGGGCUCAGUGGUGGCUGUGGGCUGGAUCCGCUCCCGGAAGGCCGUGGACUGGCGCCUCUUUCGGAACAUCUUUGUGGCCUGGUUUGUGACUGUCCCCGUGGCUGGGGUAUUCAGUGCUGCCAUCAUGGCGCUUCUCAUGUACGGGAUCCUUCCCUAUGUGUGAGUUGGCUUCUCCCAAGUAUGAAGAAGAGGUUGUUUGAGGUGGUUUGCUGGGAGGUGCCUCCUGCAUGCAUGGGCUGUCUCCCACCACCUCCACGUCCCUUCCAGAUGGUUCCAUACCACACUGCUCACCUAGACUGCAAAGUCAUCCUUUAGAGCUAACUUAAAUUCUGUAUAUAAUCUUGUGCAUUUAACUGAUGUCGUGGUGAUAUAAUGUGGUGCAGUUACAUAUAAACUAAAUAUAUACUGUAUACAUAGAGUAGGUAGCUUUAUUUCAUAUUCAGAAUGGGAGUGGAGAUAACUGCCUAGAAUAGUCAUCAAAUCUUUGUACAUAGUGAAUUUAGUGGAAAUUUUUAAGAACCUUUUAAAAGGAAAUUGCAGAUUGGAAAAUGCUAUUUUUCCCAUUUAAAACACUAAGAGAGAGGAUGGGUGAUACAGACUUUAAAAGGUGUAUGAACAUGAGUGUGCUAUUGAAUAAUACUGGAACAGGAGUUCACAAGUGCUUUCACCAAGGAAUGUGUUCAUAUACUGUGUAUUGAUUAUUAUGUAAUAUAUCAUAAUUACUUCUGUAAAUAUUUAAAACUGUAAUUUUUUUAAUGCUGUGCUUCCCUUAUACUUUCUUGAUUAGAGAAAUUUGGAAAGUACCAAAGAAGCAGGGGGGUAGUCCGCCAGUAUUAUAUUUACAUUUGUAUGUCUCCCCUACUCAUCACUCUCACACCCUCACCCUGGAUGGGCAAGCCCUCCACGCUCCAUCUGCAGGAUCGGUGAGCGUGUGCACGUCCUGCUCGGGGCCACCACGGCUGCCACCUGUCAGGUACUGCCCACCCCACAGGGCCCGUCAGUGUGUAAACAACAGGAUCAAGCACCAAGUCUCCAGCCCAGUUUAAACUUCUACCCCUCAGGUUCCCCUGCAGCCUGAAGAAUGGAAUCCUUGACAAAGCAAGUGCUUUGACAUUUUGGGAAAUUGGGGUGGGGUCUGAAAUCUUAGGCUACACACUGGAUUUGAGCUCCUUAGAGGCCUUCACUGAGCUGAUAGCCUGCUGCAGCCCCACUAGGGAGAGCAAGGGAGGAAGUCUGACUAAUGGUAGAGUCUGAAACUAUGGAAAUGCUGCUAAAAUUUUUAUAUUGACAAACAUUUUCUUGGUACUGCAUUGUGAUUUUUUCAUUAAUCAAUCAUAUUAAAUUUAUAAUAAAAAUGCCCCUCAAAAGUCUGCCUCAGAUGUCUUUUUCUAAAUAUCUUAUAUUUUUCUUUUGGAGUUUCCAUAAAAAUAAAGUCCAUAUCACUUGG